Messenger RNA from Mycena citricolor, 283 nucleotides. NCBI's taxonomy places the organism in Eukaryota, Fungi, Basidiomycota, Agaricomycetes, Agaricales, Mycenaceae. The record is from the annotation of a GenBank genome assembly.
CAGACACACUCUUUCCCUGCGUCGGUGGAUGUUAGUUCGUGUCUGUUUGUCCACCUCUUCAGCCUCAAUGCGUACAGAUCGUGCUGUCUCGCCUCGAUAUGUCCUAGCUCCAAAACAGAAUCGCGCAACUGGAUCUCUCGCAACACCGCCGAGCCCUCCCAGCGCGAACAGGAAAAGCUGUCCAUCUACAUAAUAGGGAAGACGCCUACGCUGACGACCAAAGCCGAACGGCCCAAACACCCCUGCCUGGUGCUCGUUAUAGAAUGGAGUCAAGCAAACCGCU